Erinaceus europaeus (western European hedgehog) is the source of this 2615-nucleotide messenger RNA. It is a transcript of the gene GTF3C6, whose product is annotated as general transcription factor IIIC subunit 6. Lineage: Eukaryota; Metazoa; Chordata; Mammalia; Eulipotyphla; Erinaceidae. The transcript is spliced from 7 exons. The record is from RefSeq and is a predicted model, not a curated record. Bases 22 to 804 code for a protein of 260 amino acids. Gene Ontology annotation, biological process: transcription by RNA polymerase III. Gene Ontology annotation, cellular component: transcription factor TFIIIC complex.
AGGGGGAGGGGGAGUGGCAUCAUGGCGGCGCGCGAGGAGCGGAGUCUGGGGGACGGCGAGGAGGAGGAGGAAGUGGAGCAGCUGGUUCUGGUGGAAUUGUCGGGAAUCAUUGAUUCAGACUUCCUCUCAAAAUGUGAAAAGAAAUGCAAGAUUUUGGGGAUUGAUACUGAAAGGCCCAUCCUGCAAUUGGACAGCUAUGUCUUUGCUGGGGAAUAUGAAGAUGCUCUUGGAACCUGUGUUAUCUUUGAAGAAGAUGUUGACCAUGAUGAGAGAGAGGGAGAUAUAAUCCAUCCUUACUCCACCAUCCAAGGAACUCCCCCUGAUGCAGUGGUGCUCCCAAGUGGUGCCAUGAUUCCAAAUCAGAGCUUCAUGCACGUGGAUCUGGACGGCGGUAACAGAACAGUGCUGAAGUAUAAAUGCCAUACAGUAAAGAAGCUCGGCAUGACACGGACUCUCCUGACGGAAAAGAAGGAAGGCGAAGAAAGCAUAGGCAAUGUGGAAUGGCUGCAAAUCAAGGACAAUGAUUUCUCCUGCAGACCCAACAUGAUUUGUAGCUUUGUGCAUGAAAAUGAAAAUGAAAAUGAAGAUGAAGAAGUUGUACCUCCAGCCUCGGAGAAACCUUUGGAGUUGGAAGAGCCAGAGAGUCAAGGCAAAGAGAAUUCCAGCCUGAUUUAUGAGCAGGAGGAAGGACCGGACUUGGAAAUGGAGGAUUCCGAGCCCGUGAUUGCUCUCCCUUCUUCUGAGACAGACACUUCUAUUUUUAUGGAAGCUCAAGACUCUGACUUAGAUAUCACUCCUAGAUGAAAGGUUUCUCACAGUGAUUUGGCCGUGAACUUUUAGGGGUUUAUGUAGAAGAACUGACUAUGUAGCUCCUACUUUCCUUUUUUUUUUUUUUUUUUUCUUUAUUGGGGGAUUAAUGUUUUCCAUUUGACAGUGAAUACAAUAGUUCGUACAUGCACCACAUUCUUUAGUUUUCCACAUAACAGUACAACCCUCACUAGGUCCUCUGUCAUCCUUCUCCAAGACCUGAACCCUCCCCCCCCCCACCCCACCCGAGUCUUUUUCUUUGUUGUAAUACACCAACUCCAGUCCAAAUUCUACUUGUGUUUUCUUUUCUGAUCUUGUUUUUCAACUUCUGCCUGUGAGUGAGAUCAUCCCGUAUUCAUCCUUCUGUUUCUGACUUAUUUCACUUAACAUGAUUUCUUCAAGUUUCAUCCAAGAUCGGCUGAAAACAGUGAAGUCACUGUUUUUAAUAGCUGAGAAGUAUUCCAUUGUGUAUAUUUACUAUAACUUGCUCAGCCACUCAUCUGUUGUUGGGCACCUGGGUUACUUUCCUAUUUUAUUACUGGCUGGCUAUACAUCCAGUUUUGUGGGGGAGGAAGUUUAUAUGUUUUUGUUUUUCCUUUUUUUUUUUUUUUUUAAGUAUUUUAUUUUUGAGAGAGAUUCAGAGAGAGAAACACCAGAGCAGUGCUCAGCUCUGGUUUAUGGUGGUGCAGGGGAUUGAACGUGGGACUUUGGAGCCUCAGGCAUGACAGUCUCUUUGCAUAACCAUUAUGCUAUUUAUUCCUGCUCCCCCCUCCUUUUUUUUUAUCAGAGCACUGCUCAACUCUGAUUUUAGGUGGUGCCGGGGAAUGAACUUGGAAACUCAAAGCCUCUGGCUUGAAAGGCAUUUGCAGUGGUCCCGUAGAUAGCGCAGUAGAUAAAACACUGGACUCUCAAGCACGAGGUCGUGAGUUCAGUCCCUGGCAGCACAUGUACCAGAAGGAUGUCUGGUUCUUUCUUUCUCUCCUCUUCUCUUUCUCAUUAAUAAAAUAUUUAAAAAAAAUAAAAGGCAUUUGCAUAAGCAUUACGCUGUCUUCCUCAGCUCCGUAGUCCCAAUCAUAACACAUUUGAAUGCAACAGAAUAUUAGAGACCAGAUAUGAAUUGUAUUUCUAAGAUAGUGGUUUUUUUUUUUGGGGGGGCAAGUGGCACACAUUAAGGGGGUUGGGGGAGAUAGUGUAAUGGUUUUGCAAAAAGACGUUUUAUGCCUGACAUUUCAAGAUUCAAUCCCCACACUACCAUAAACCAGAAGCAGUAGGAAGGGGGCUGGGUAGUGGUAUACCUGGUUAAGCACACUUUUUUUUUUUAAACUAAUUUUUUUUAAUUAAUUUUUUUGAUAGAGUCAGCCAGAAAUCAAGAGGGAAGGGGGAUAAAAGGAAAGACACUUGGCUGCGCUGUCUCACCACUUGUGAAGCAUCCCCACCCGCUGGAGGGAAGCUCCACAGGUUUGAAGCAAGUACUGCAGGUGUUUCGGUCCCAUCAAAAAUACAUAAGGAGACUAGGAAGAAUGUGGGCUAGAUAACUGCUGGGGCCUUUCUCUAAUGAGUCCUUUAAGUUGGGAAAUUUUAACUGAGAGUGUAUGUAUUUUCUGUGCUGCUGUCACAAAUUCCCACAGAUGUAAAGGUUUUGUAGGUCAGCCAGCCUUCUGAUAGGUGUCUCACCUGAGCUAAAAUCAAGAAGUAGACCGUAGAGUAAUAAUUUGCCUUUACAUUUGGAGUUUUUCAUUUUUCUCUCUUCCAGAAUGUUUUCUAUUUGUAUAUUAACGUAAUUUCAGAAUAAAAAUGUUUUAAAGUGA